This is a messenger RNA of Lepus europaeus (European hare), 2258 nucleotides long. RefSeq names its product ferredoxin-fold anticodon binding domain containing 1 (gene FDXACB1). Gene Ontology annotation, cellular component: cytoplasm. The record is from RefSeq and is a predicted model, not a curated record. Gene Ontology annotation, molecular function: rRNA (uridine-N3-)-methyltransferase activity. The transcript has 5 exons. Bases 52 to 1932 code for a protein of 626 amino acids. NCBI's taxonomy places the organism in Eukaryota, Metazoa, Chordata, Mammalia, Lagomorpha, Leporidae. Gene Ontology annotation, biological process: rRNA base methylation.
GACGCAAGAAACAAGCGCCACAGGGCUCGGGAGCGCGAGACCGUGGCGACCAUGGGCCCUAGGCGCCUCCUGUUGGUUGGGGAGGGAAAUUUCUCCUUUGCCGCGGCUCUGAGCGAGACUCUGGAUCCCAGCACUACUAGUCUUACCGCCACCUGCCCCCAACGCCCCGCGGAUUUGGCCCAGGACCCUGUGGCCCAGGAAAACCUGCAGCGCCUGCGCAGGCGAGGUUCUGAGAUACGUUUCUGCGUGGACUGCACCCAGCUGGCAGAUGCCUUUGAACUGCACAGUAGGGGGUUUGAUCGAAUUUAUUUUAACUUUCCGCACUGUGGACGCAAAGCUGGAGUUGCUAAGAACAGGCAGCUGCUUGCCAAGUUUUUCCAGAGCUGUGCAGAUGUGCUUGCAGAAGAAGGAGAAGUCCAUGUGGCAUUGUGUAGAGGUCAAGGUGGAACUCCUGCUGAUAAGCCCCAGAGAGAAUGGCACAACAGUUGGCAAGUGGUUGCCAUGGCAGCUCUGGGGGGAUUCAUCUUAAGUGAUGUGCGUCCCUUUAGCUGUGAGGCUGUGCCAGGAUACAAGUGCACUGGAUAUAGGAGUCAAGAUAAGUCCUUUCAUGUAGAAGGUGCUUUGAACCAUAUCUUCACCCGGAGCUUACCAUUUGAAAGUUCUCAACCCAGAAUUUUCAGGAUCAAAUUGGGUGACCAGUGGUUUUCCUUUCCAGAACCAGAAGCACUUGUGGGAAAGUUGAACAGGGAUUUCCUGGAAGCACCUUCAUGUCAUCCUGUCAGAACUGUGAAUGAGAAACUCAUUGCUGAAUUGGGCAAAGCUUUCCCUCUAAAGAGGCUGAAGUGUUCCUUCCCUUUGCUGCCACAGGAAAGUACUAGUGUUCUCCCUUCCUGGAACUGUGAUCUUACAUCAGCUGCCUUUUGGAUUAAUCUCCAUGAAGAUAACGCAAAUUCUGAGUCCCAGACUUGUGGGACAACACAAGAUAUGGAGGACUUUCUAGUGACAUUUUCAGAACUCAGACUUCCAAAGAGUCCUGAAAGAGAUGGUAAGAAAGAAGUCCAUGAAGGAAUCUGUGGCCGGGCCAAGGUCUGCCUUCGACCUUCUCUUCUAGUUCACGUCCAGGCUGCCAUCCAGGCACCAGACUUCAUCCCAGGGUUUCUGUACAUCCUCAGUGGGCCUGUCUUUCGGAAAUGUCGCAUUUUGCCUUUCACGAUGCCAGCAUUUCAUGAGACUUUAUUUAUAUGUGGGUUUAAUCAGAAUCCCCAAGAUGGCUGUUUUCAGUCACUGCUGGAUUACCUGAAGGACAGUCUCGAUAGUUUUCUGACCCAGACAUCGCUAGAGGAUUCUAAGCUGAGCAGCUCAAUGGAAUUUGUCCUCCAACCAAAUGGAAGAGAUUAUAUGAUCUGUGUGAAGUCUCACAAUUUUGGCUCAUAUUGUGCCAAGGAUCUGGUUAUUGGGGCUGUCACCACAUCUGCUAUAAUAAGCACUAUACAUAAAGACCAGCAUUUUGUGUUUGUGUCUGUUAACUUGGACUUAUUAGCCAUGCUUGUUUGGGGUAUCUCUGAUUGGAGAAUGUUGUGGACCUUUGAUAGCCGUUUCCUGAAAAAUUUUGUACCUGGGAAAAUAGUACCUUUUAAAAGUUACGUUCUGUAUCCUCCAUGCUACGUGCAUGAUAUUAGUUUUUGGUUAGAUGAGAAGAAAGGAUUUGAUGAACUGGAGUUUCACUCUGUGGCCCGAGCAGUGUCCCAGGACACUGUUGUAUCCAUACAAUUCCUUAAUCGUUUUCAGCAUCCAAACACUGAACAAGUCAGUCUCUGCUACAGACUGACCUAUCAAACCUGUGACAAGGCCCUCACCCAGAAGCAGGUAGCAUCAAUGCAGUCCCGGUUUAGGAAGGAGAUUCAACGACAACUACAUGUUAUACCUCGGUAGUUCUUUCUACACUGUGAUCCUUUAUUAGUGUGUGUGUAUGCAAAAUACCCAUAUGCAACCAGUGGUCCUUUCUGGACUGUGUCUUUUUGUGAAGUCUUUUACGUUGUGACUGCAGCAACUGUUGGUUGACCCUAAUGAUACCUGUGACUCUAUCACUUAAAAACUUACUGACUGUAAUGUGCCUGGUGAUUUUUUGAGUUGUGCAAUAUAUUGGUCCUGAGUAAUGACUUAAGACAACAAACAAAACAGCAUCUUGUACAUUAGAUGCUCUGUUGAAGAGGCAGUGGAACUUAAGUAUCUCAUCAAAUAAAUUCAUAAGUAUUUUU